This is a messenger RNA of Acaulospora morrowiae, 130 nucleotides long. NCBI's taxonomy places the organism in Eukaryota, Fungi, Glomeromycota, Glomeromycetes, Diversisporales, Acaulosporaceae. The record is from the annotation of a GenBank genome assembly.
AUGUAUGAGGCAUUUUGCACUGCCCUAAUCCCAUGCCACAACUCACCUCAAGGCUUUAUACAGGAUGCAUAUACUUUCCAGCCACCACAUUUGAAAUCCAUCAGUUCAAAGGGAAACGCCUAUAAAACGU